Dentiscutata erythropus is the source of this 391-nucleotide messenger RNA. NCBI's taxonomy places the organism in Eukaryota, Fungi, Glomeromycota, Glomeromycetes, Diversisporales, Gigasporaceae. The record is from the annotation of a GenBank genome assembly.
AAAAGAAUGCUUAUGGGAAUUGAUUAAUCUUCUUGAAGAAUUAUUUGAAUCUUCAGAUCCAAUUCAGCAUGAUUUGCUUAAAAAUACUACUCAAAAUAAUAGCAAAGGAUUUAAAAAUCUUUUUAAUUGUUAUGAGAUAAGAAAAAAUCACAUGUAUUCAAUAUAUAAACAGGAUAUAGCAAAAACAGGGAAAUGUACAACAAAAGGAUGUAGAGCUAGCAAUAUUGUUAUAGAACAUUCUAGCAACUAUAAAAAACAAGAAUCAGAGCGUCCUGCAAAAAGAGUAAAAACAAAUACAUCUACUUUACCUAGUAUAAACACAACUACUUCAUCGAAUAUAAUUAAUUCAUCAUCACUUCAACCAAAUAAAGAAACAUGCUAUUUACAAUAA